Paramecium tetraurelia is the source of this 1068-nucleotide messenger RNA. RefSeq lists its product as uncharacterized. Gene Ontology annotation, molecular function: GTPase activator activity. Gene Ontology annotation, biological process: activation of GTPase activity. The transcript is spliced from 5 exons. The record is from RefSeq and is a predicted model, not a curated record. NCBI's taxonomy places the organism in Eukaryota, Ciliophora, Oligohymenophorea, Peniculida, Parameciidae.
AUGUUAUCAAUUUAGAAAGUAAAUAUUGCCACUCUCUAUAACAGAAAUGAAGAGUACAAAUCAUGCAAUCGUGAGACUGAUAGAGAAGAUCGUUCAAAAAUUUAAAAGUUUAAGGAAAUAUUGCAUUAAAAUAUUAUUCCUAUCAAUGAACUGCUUCAUCUAGCUUGGUCAGGUGUGCCGAGUGAACUCAGAAGCACGGUUUGGAGACUAUUACUCAAAUAUUAAUCCCCAAAUAGGGAUGCCAAUUUUGCAAUCAUAGAGCGAAAAAGAAACAUGUACUUUGAAAUGUGUGAUAUAUAUUUUGCCAAGAAUCAGCAAUAUGAUGAUAGAGAGAAAAAGAUUUUAAAAUAAAUCUCAGAAGAUGUUAAGCGAACAAUACCAGACUCUUCAGUGUUUAGAAAUCCUUAAAUUUAAACUUUGUUGGAGAGGAUCCUUUUUAUUUGGAAUAUACGAAAUCCUGCCUGUGGGUAUGUGUAAGGAAUGAAUGACAUUGUCACUCCUUUCUUAAUCGUAUUCUUGUCUGACUAUGUUGAUAUUGACACUACUAAAUUGCAAUUCACUAAUGAAAAACAACUAGAUCAUCUAGAUUAAAGGUUGAUCAAAUAAGUUGAGGCUGACUCUUAUUGGUGUCUAUGUAAAUUAUUAGAAACCGUUCUUGAUAACUAUACUAAUUCACAACCAGGGUUGGUUCGUUUCUAUAAUAAAUUUAAGGAGAUUUUGUCAGCCUUGGAUAAAAAGCUUUAUGAACAUCUUACUACCUCACUAUCAAUGGAGUUAUAUGCAUUUAUCUUUAAAUGGAGUACAUGUAUGUUAUUAAGGAUGUUUCAAUUUGAAGUUGGGUUAAGAUUAUUUGAUACUUUAUUAGCAGAGGAACAAAACUAUUUUGAAUUGUGCCUCUUCAUAAUUAUUUCUAUUUUAAUGAAAUUUUCUCUUAAAAUUUAGAAAUUAUAAUAUGAUGAAAUAAUGAUCCUUCUUGAAAAGUUACCUACAAGAGAAUGGUCAGAAUCUGAUUUGAGUCUUUGUUUAUCAGAGGCUUAUGCUUACUAAAGGAUUUUUUCUAAGAAAUGA